Scedosporium apiospermum is the source of this 3141-nucleotide messenger RNA. RefSeq names its product putative glycine dehydrogenase [decarboxylating], mitochondrial. The coding region runs from base 1 to 3141 and encodes 1046 amino acids. Gene Ontology annotation, cellular component: mitochondrion; glycine cleavage complex. The record is from RefSeq and is a predicted model, not a curated record. The transcript is spliced from 3 exons. Gene Ontology annotation, molecular function: glycine binding; glycine dehydrogenase (decarboxylating) activity; pyridoxal phosphate binding. Gene Ontology annotation, biological process: glycine decarboxylation via glycine cleavage system. NCBI's taxonomy places the organism in Eukaryota, Fungi, Ascomycota, Sordariomycetes, Microascales, Microascaceae.
AUGGCGAUGCGACGAUUGACAUUGCGGCGAUUGCCAAAGGCCCCGCGCCUCGCAACUUACACGACAAGGCUAUGCCCUUCCCCGGUUCUGAGGUCCGCGGCGUACCUGUCGACGUCGACUCGCAAUGGAGCCGCCGUCUUCACUGAGCGCGUGAGGCCGCUCAUGGUAACUGAGUCGGAUACGUUCCCCCGCAGGCACAUUGGCCCGGAUGAUGGAGAGGCCGUGGAGAUGCUCAAGGCGCUCUCCCCGCCUGCCCAGUCUUUUGAUGAGUUCAUCGCUCAGGUCAUCCCCGCCAACAUUCUGUCUACGUCUCGAGAGCUGCUCAACCAGGAUUCUCAGGCCAAGAGCCGUCCUCUGGAUGAACGAGAUGUCGCCCGUCAGGCGAUUGAGAUGGCCGAGAGCAACGAGACUUUCACAAACUUCAUUGGCGCUGGAUACUCACCGACCAUCACGCCCGGAGUCAUUGCAAGGAACAUUCUCCAGAACCCCGCUUGGUACACGAGUUACACGCCCUACCAGGCCGAGAUCAGCCAGGGCCGUCUCGAGAGUCUUUUGAACUACCAGACUGUUGUGUCGGAUCUUACUGGACUUCCCGUCGCAAACGCCAGUCUUCUUGACGAGGGUACCGCCGCCGGAGAGGCCAUGACCAUGUCGCUUCACGCCCUGCCCGCGUCUCGCCAGAAGCGUCCCGGCAAGACGUAUGUCGUCUCCGACCGUGUCCAUCCCCAGACCCUUGCUGUGAUGAAGAGCCGAGCCGAGGGUUUCAAGCUGGAUCUCAAGGUUGUAGAUGUAUCUUCGGCUGAGGCGCUCGAGACCAUCAAGGCCCUGGGUCAGGAUUUGGUUGGUGUUUUGGUCCAGUACCCCGACACGAGGGGCCACGUCCACGAUUUCAAGAACCUCGCCGAUGCCGUUCAUGAGCAGGGCGCCCUUCUCAGCGCCGCUACCGACCUCCUCGCCCUCACGACCCUCGCGCCUCCUGGCGAGUGGGGUGCUGACAUCGCCCUCGGCAGCGCCCAGCGCUUCGGUAUUCCUCUAGGCUUUGGUGGUCCCCACGCUGCUUUCUUCUCGGUCCAGGAACACCUCAAGCGAAGGAUGCCUGGACGAUUGAUUGGUAUCUCGAAGGACCGCCUUGGAAACCCCGCCUUGAGGUUGGCUCUGCAAACCCGUGAGCAGCACAUUAGGCGAGAAAAGGCGACGAGCAAUGUGUGCACUGCUCAGGCGCUCCUCGCCAAUAUGAAUGCCAUGUACGCUAUCUACCACGGUCCUGGCGGCCUCAAGGCGCAGGCCGAGAAGCUUACGACCUGGGCUCGUCUUGUACAGGCCGUAGCUGAAUUCUACGGCAUCGAGACCGAGAAGAGCUCGCUUGACCCGCAGGGCCGCGUCCUCUUCGACACCGUUGUGCUCAAGGCUGGCGAGCAAGCUCAGGCUAUUCUUGAGAGGGCUCGCCAGGUGCGCUGUAACCUGCGAGACUUUGGCAAUGGCGAUGUCGGAAUCAGUGUGAAUGAGCAGCUGACGCCGCAGGAUCUUCAAGUUCUCCUCGAGAAGGUCCUCAAGGAGUCUGCUACCAAGAACCAGUCCGUCUCCUAUGAGGAGGCGUUCGAGCAGGCUGUCCAGGAGGUUGGCGAGUCCUCGUCAAUCCAAAUACCCUCUGUUGUCAAGCGUACCUCCGAAUUCUUGACCCACCCCGUCUUCAACACCUAUCACAGCGAGACCGAGCUCCUCCGUUACAUCUACCACCUCGAAUCCAAGGAUCUGUCGCUUGUCCACUCUAUGAUUCCUCUAGGAUCGUGCACGAUGAAGCUUAACGGAACGACCGAGAUGGAAAUCAUUACCCUCCCCGGAUUUGCCAACCAGCAUCCUUACAGCCCUGCCGAGCAGAACCGCGGCUACCAGCGUCUGAUUGGCGAGUUGGAGGAGCAGCUGGCCACCAUUACCGGUAUGGACGGCACCUCCAUUCAGCCCAACUCGGGCGCUCAGGGAGAAUUCGCCGGUCUCCGCGUCAUCCGAAAGUACCACGAGACGCAGCCCGGCCCCAAGCGUGACAUCUGCCUUAUCCCCGUCUCUGCCCACGGAACGAAUCCCGCUUCGGCGGCCAUGGCGGGAAUGCGCGUGGUCCCCGUUAAGUGCAACGCCACCACUGGUAACCUAGAUCUCGCGGAUCUCGAGGCCAAGUGCAAGAAGCACGCCGAGGAACUCGGCGCCAUGAUGAUCACUUACCCCAGCACGUACGGUGUGUUCGAGCCCGAAGUCAAGAAGGUCUGCGAGAUUGUGCACCAGUACGGCGGUCUCGUGUACAUGGACGGCGCCAACAUGAAUGCCCAGAUUGGUCUCAGCUCGCCCGGCGAGAUUGGUGCCGAUGUCUGCCAUCUCAACCUUCACAAGACCUUUUGUAUUCCCCACGGUGGCGGUGGUCCCGGUGUUGGCCCAAUCUGUGUUAAGAAACAUCUUGUUCCUUUCCUGCCUGCCAAGUCUCCUCAGGCGGAUCAGCCGAUGGUUAGCAGCGCGCCCUAUGGUAGCGCCAGCAUUCUGCCCAUCAGCUGGGCUUACAACAAGCUUAUGGGCACCGACGGUCUUCGCAAGGCCACCAAGUUCACUCUCCUCAACGCCAACUACCUCCUCGCCCGCCUAAAGCCCCAUUACAAGGUCCUUUACACCAACGAGCACGGCCGCUGCGCUCACGAGUUCAUCCUCGACGCCCGGCCCUUCAAGGAAUCCGCCGGCGUCGAGGCUAUCGACAUCGCCAAGCGUCUCCAAGAUUUCGGCUUCCACGCCCCGACCAUGAGCUGGCCCGUCGCCAACACACUCAUGAUCGAGCCGACGGAGAGCGAAAGCAAGGAGGAGCUCGACCGGUUCGUCGACGCGUUGGUGGCGAUUAGGCAGGAGAUUCGCGACGUCGAGGAGGGCAAGGUGCCGAGGGAGGGUAACGUUUUGAAGAUGGCGCCGCAUCCCAUGUCGGAUAUCGUGGAGGGCGAUGGACAAGGCAAGUGGGAUAGGCCUUACUCGCGGGAGCAGGCUGCGUAUCCUGUGGCGUGGCUUAAGGAGAAGAAGUUCUGGCCUAGCGUUGCCAGGGUGGAUGAUACCUAUGGCGAUCUGAACCUCUUCUGCACUUGCCCUCCGGUCGAGGACACCACGAAACAGUAG